Fraxinus pennsylvanica is the source of this 1179-nucleotide messenger RNA. NCBI's taxonomy places the organism in Eukaryota, Viridiplantae, Streptophyta, Magnoliopsida, Lamiales, Oleaceae. The record is from the annotation of a GenBank genome assembly.
AUGAUUUCUUUUGCACAUUUAAUGGUUCCUUUCGUUUCCUUCAUUUUGUUCAUCAUUUUCGUUUUCAAAUGGCACCUUAAUACUGGUUCAACAGCCGGGAAAAGGUUACCUCCAUCUCCACCAAAGCUUCCAGUGAUUGGAAAUCUUCACCAAGUUGGUUUAUACCCCCAUCGCUCGCUGCAAGCACUAUCCAAACGCUAUGGUUCACUCAUGCUGGUUCAUCUUGGCCGAGUUCCAGCAGUUAUUGUCUCGUCUGCUGAUGGAGCUCGGGAGAUCAUGAAAAAUCAGGACCUAAUUUUUUCAAACAGGCCGAAAUCUAGGCUCCCUGAUGAAGUUGCUUACGGCUCUAAAGACAUAGCUUUUACUUCUUACGGUGAGCACUGGAGGCAGGUGAGAAGUAUAUGUGUGCUUCAGCUUUUGAGUAACAAGCGUGUUCAAUCUUUUCGUUAUAUAAGAGAAGAAGAAACGUCCCUAACGAUUGAAAAGAUUAGAAAUUCAUCUUCAUCGUUGAUAAACUUGAGCGAUAUGCUGGUCUCGCUUGCUAAUUGCAUUGUAUGUAGAGUGGCUCUGGGAUGGAAAUAUAGUGGUGGAGACACGAUCAAGAAAUUGGAGUCAAUGUACAAGGAAUUUGGGGAGUUAUCAGGUACGUUUAAUCCAGGAGAUUAUAUUCCAGGGCUUAGUUGGAUUAAUCGAGUCAAUGGUUUUGAUGCGAGAGUAGAGAAAUUGGCCAAACUAUUUGAUGAAUUUUGGGAAAGAGCAAUUGAAGAGCACAGAAAUCGAAAGAAAGGAGAGACAAAUCCUAAUGAUGUAAGCAACGAAGUUGGAGAUCCAGAUCUUGUGGACAUAUUGCUCGAAAUUCAGAGAGAAAACAAGUCAAGUUUCGAUAUUGAAACUGAUAUCAUCAAGGCUGUCAUUUUUGAUAUGUUUGGUGCAGGGACGGAUACAACAUCUACUGCUUUAGAGUGGGCAUUGACAGAGCUUUUAAGGCAUCCAAAAAUCAUGAAGAAACUGCAGAAUGAGCUUCUUUCUCUCUUGUCAACCUCUCUACCGACGUCCGAACGCCCUUAUUUGGCUGCUGCAAGCGACGCAGCAGUAGCGUCGCCUCACUGCUCAAAGCGGAGCAGCAGUAGCAUUGCCUUAGAAACACCGGCAGAGCUCUGUUGCAACUCAAAUAUGUAG